AUCUUAUGAAUUAAAAGCCGGAUACCGUAGUCUGAUCUUAUGUACCACCUUUGUACUAGGCCUAAUGUUGGUAAAUCGUAUCAUAGAGCGGUGGCCAGAGAGUCGCGUCGUCAACGAAAUGCUAAUUAUUCAGUAUUCUUAGAAUCAUCACUUACGUCGUCUCCGUUAUCAGCUGUGCUGCCGCAUAAUGUGCAUAAGUGCAUCUGCUUGUCGGUGACGAUGCACGGGGAAAUAAAUGGAAGAAGCUUCCUUUAUGCUUUUUAAUUGACUCCUUCAGUUCAGACCAGUAAUACUCUGAAAAGCGUCCUUAAAUACUUUCAUUUUCGCCUGCUUAAUUGUUUUAAUCAAUGUGCGCACACACCGAGCUGAUAAAUUAACAGUCUGGCUUCCGUGACCUAGCACCUCACGGACGUAACUGAAGAGGAUUGCUCCGCAAAGGCGCGCACGAUAGUGCUGCAUUCAACCUGAAAUCAAACUUGGAGACAUUUUAUGCUGAGCACGCAUGCCUUGCUCGGCCAUCUGCACUCAGGGAUCUCGUCACAACCUAUAGCACACUCGGGCAAAGCUUUCCGUUCAAGCCGGAUUAAAGCGUGUUGACGUGUAGAGUUCUACGCAUUGUGAACGGCUUCAUUCUCCUCAAACCACGAGAAAUCACGCCGAGAGUCAGAUGGUCUGAAUUCUAACUGAUGUGAUGAUAUAGGAACCCUUCUGCCUUCGCGAAACAUCCCUCCAAGUGCACCAUGGCCAUGACCACAGACAACCAGCUUGAACUACCCCGCACGUACCACCACCGACGCCAUCGCAAGACCAACCGGUACGACCCCCUCCCCGUCUGCUUGCUCCUUCUCCUUCACUUGGCCCGGGUGAUGCACGCUGCCCCAGCCAUCUCAGAGAUCCGCAUUGGGGCCAUGCUCAGCACGGAGGAAGACAUCGAGACCCUGCAGGCGGCCGUGCGUGAGGUCAACGACAACAGCCUCAUCCUACCGGGCAACUACCAGCUCAAUGUCACCUCCAUCGUUAUGACCAACAACCCUAUCGAGUCGGCCAUUCGAGUCUGUGUGAAGAUUAUCCCCAACCAGGUUUACGCAGUCAUUUCCGGACAUUCUCCGGAACUGUACAUGUCUUCAGUGUCCGUAUCGUACACGUGUGGCUUUUACGGCAUUCCUGUGAUUGGCAUAUCGGCGAGGGAGUGUAUAUUUUCAGACAAGCACAUCCACAAGUCCUACCUGCGUACCGUGCCCCCGUACUCCCAGCAGGCCAAUGUCUGGGCUGACCUGGUCGACCAUUUCGAGUGGAACAGUGUAGUGACGAUCACCAGCAGCGAUCAGGACGGACGAGCCAUCCUCAGCACCCUCCGGAAACGUCUCGAAGGAUCCGCCCGUUUCAAGAUUGAACAAUCUAUUGCGUACAAGCCACGAGCCAGCAACCUGACAGAUACCUUGCUCGAAGUGAGAAAAUGCCGAUCAAGAGUCUUAUUGCUGUAUGCGAGUGAGAAAGACGCCACCACUAUCUUCCAAGACGCGCAACGUCUGAACAUGACCGGUGCUGGCUACGCCUGGGUCGUCACCGAGCAAGGCAUCACGGGCGAGGCCUUGGCCGAGGCGCCAGAGGGUACUCUGGGCAUGUACCUGGAGCAAGGCACAGACACCAAGUCCCACAUCCAGGACGCCGUGCGGGUCAUUGCAAAGGGCAUCCACAGCUUCGUGCAGAACGAGGGUAUCAUGCCACCGCCGGCCGGCUGCCGGCUGUCGUCCGGGGAGAGCCUGUGGGCGAGCGGUCGGCUCUUCUACGGAAAUCUCGUGGAUGCCAGGGUUCUACAAGGGGCGACGGGCGCCAUCGAUUUCGACAAACACGGAGACCGCAAGUCAGCCAAGUACAAGCUAAUCAACAUCCAGAGCGGUGAGCCCGUAACCAUUGGGGCGUGGUCGUCAGAGACUCGACUCACCACCACCCAUGUUCCGAUCAUCUGGCCGGGCGGAACGCGGGAUAAACCAGAGGGAUACGAACUACAAACCCAUCUUAGGGUUGUGAUUAUGAAAGAUUCUCCUUUCGUGUACGUGGACGAACAAGACCCAGAGACCAAGAAAUGCAUGAAUGAUACCCUACCGUGCUUGGCUGCCAAGGGAGAUCGCAUGCAAUGUUGCUAUGGAUUCUGCAUCGAUCUCCUCGUGGUUCUUGCAAAGGAGCUGAACUUUACGUUCGAUCUCCAUCAAGUACACGACGGUAACUACGGCAACUUUGAACACGUUAACGGGACAGAGAGGAAGCGCUGGACUGGUAUGAUUGGUGAGCUUGUAGACGACAAGGCAGACAUGAUCAUGGCUCCCUUGACCAUCAACAAUGAGAGAGCCCGGUACAUUGACUUCUCCAAACCCUACAAGUACCAAGGCCUGACAAUCUUGGUCAAAAAGGCUGACGCAAGCACUAACCUUCUGUCCUUCAUGCGGCCAUUCCAAAUUUCCCUUUGGCUUCUGAUUGGCGUCUGCAUCCACGUCAUCGCUGUUGUCAUCUAUCUCUUGGACCGGUUCAGUCCGUUCUCACAUCCGCGCAACGGCUCAGAGACGGACGCCUUGAAUCUCUCCCAGGCUCUGUGGUUCUCCUGGUCGGUGCUCUUGAACAGUGGAGUUGGCGAAAGAACACCCAGGAGCUUUGGUGCUCGCGUACUGGGAGUGGUCUGGGCAGGUUUCGCAAUGAUCAUGGUGGCAUCCUACACGGCUAACCUGGCCGCUUACCUUGUGCUGGACAAGCCUCAUGCUCGUAUCAGUGGAAUUAAUGAUGCAAAGAUGAGGAAUCCAUCGCCAGCAUUCACCUACGCCACCGUCAGCAAGAGUUCAGUGGAGAUGUACUUCCGUCGACAGGUGGAGCUAUCCUCAAUGUAUCGCUUCAUGCAAACUUAUAAUUACAAGGAGGCUGACAAUGCAAUUGAGGACCUGAAAAGUGGCAAACUCGAUGCUUUUAUUUACGACUCUGCUAUGCUCGACUUCGAAGUGUCUCGUGACUGCGGACUGAUCACGGUGGGCGAACUCUUUGGACGAUCGGGCUUUGGCAUCGGCCUUCAAAAGGGAAGUCUGUGGACGCAGAAGAUCUCUCUGCGAAUCCUGGAACUGCACGAGAAGGGGAAGAUCGGUGAACUGGACAUCAAAUGGAUUACAUCAAAGCAGUGUGGAGUGAAAUCUGUUCAGCCAACAACAUUGGGUCUAUCUAGCAUGGGAGGAGUCUUUAUCUUGGUAGCCGGUGGUUUCCUGGUGGGCUGCAUCAUCAACCGUCUAGAGAUCCACUACAAGCGGCAUCAACAGACCAAGGAGAGGCAGAUAGAGCUGGCAAGGGUUGCUGUGAGCCAUUGGAGGAGUACCGUCAGGAGACGGCGCAAGAGGGUCAGCUCCAAGUACAUGGUGCCAGCCCCUUCUCCAGAGCCCAUGGAGAAGCGAAAUGGCGUCCAAGGGUCAUCAUCAAUUGAAAAAGAGAUGGAUGGCGCUAUCCCACUGGCUGUGAUCAACAGAAGAAGCAGGACCACACCCAUACUCCAGAUACCCAGUAACACCUGGGGUUCCUCAGCCGACUCUCACUGCUCCUCUCCAAAGAGUGUAAGCCCCAAUUAGUCAAGCGGUCAGUCUCCUUGCUCCACUCGCUUGCCUCUUGAUCAUCAAGACAAUCAAGACCAUCCAUGGAUGCGCUGUAACUGCCAAGUAAUCCUUCAUGCUACUCUCAAGUCAAGCAGUUAAUCUUUGAUGUUACCAUCAAGUGUGCAUUUGAGGUUGCUCGAGUAGCUCUUGGGGUUACUCUUAAUCAAGUGUAAAAAGUAAUCUCUGAGAUGACCCUAAAAUCUGCUGAAAAAAAAACUGAGGUAGCUCGAUAGGUUCCCACCCAUCAGCUCGAAUCAUCCUCUAUCGGCACUUGAUUUCUACAGGUUUGAUGACACUGGUGUUGUGUCCGAAAGUGUUGACCAUGGCUGGUGGAUAGUAACUGGUGCGACUAGAGAAGGCACCACCUUAUUAGUGCAUCCCUUUCUCCCCGGCUUUUCCCAUAUAUGUUGCUGUGGAUACCUGCUCACAGAAGUGGGAUAGCUUACAACCUAUGAUCAGAAAUCAAUUCCAGGUCGGCCACAAUUAAGAGUCAAAUCAUGCUCAGCUAAUUCACAGUUCCUUAGCAAAAGGUGAGAUGUCCUACUAAAUAACAGAGAUUCCAGGUUUACAUAAGGGUGUUGUUGACAUGUGACACAUCAAGUUUCAAUCCAACCUGUUCAAGUGUGCACAUCCAAUUGCCACUAAUAAAGGGGCCUUUGCAUGGUGCAGUUCCUUUGAGUAUACAUAUGCAUUCAUGAAACAGGCAUUGCACAUUAAAUUUGCUGUUGAAUGAUAAACUGUUGAAGUGUAGAAAGAAUAAGUAGACUUGGACUAUAAGCUGAAUUGAUCGAGGAAAUAGGAGUAGCAUUUAUUAGUUAGUAAGUUUUUAAAGUCUGUUUAUUUAAGAAGCAUAAGAAGCAAUAAUGGUGCAAUAGUGAGUUAGGGGAUAAGGAAUGGCCAAAGUCCUAGAAUACCCGGCCGUGGAAAGUCUCUCCAUCGAAAAAGGGCAUGGGACGAUAGGCUCAUUCCCAGUUGUAUGACCCAAAUCUCCACUGGAUUAACACCACUGAAACAGUGAAGCCAUGGGUAUAGAGUGCACUGGGGCCAGGGCACAUAAGUUGAAGCUAGCAUGGGGUUGCUGGGACUUUUUCCAAAGGGUGGGAGAAAUACUUUUUUUGCCAGGGGAAUUUUUAUUAGGAGGGGGCAUUCAUCAGCUAAGAACUGGUAAACAAUUAACUGUGGGAGGGGGUGUCAUAAAAUUUGAGGUUUUUAAAGAAAAUGGCUUAUUCUUAUCCCCUCUCUUUUUCUAAUUUCACUUUUUUCCUCUUCAAUUUUCCAUUUUUUUGGGGGGGGGGCAAUUAAGAGCCCCCCAUUUCCUCUCAGGAUGUUCAUGGAAGCUAGCGGGGAUAUUUGCUGAAUUUUCCUAUUUUACAGCAGUGUUAUGACCUUGGUGUAUGGUUGUAUCUCAUUAAUUUUAGGCAGCUGUGAGAGGUAUUUGUGUUGGUGUGAAUUUGGUUGAGACUUGAAGUUUUGUUGUUAAUUACCAGCACAUGUACUCACACAUAUGCAUAUCACGAUUCUUAAUUCACCAGUUAGUUUUGCUACUAAACAGUACGUGUAUACAUCAAACCUGACGUGGCUGCUCUGUUGAACUUCUAAAAUAAGGAACAAAGUCAGGCAUAUGAUACCCAUUGCUUUGUUGUUUGUAGGGCCAGUAACAAACUUUGAAUUCUAGACAGCUAACUGCUGAAGUAGGCAGGUAGUACUUGUUGAUUUUUGUAGGAGUAUUUCAGUGUUUUGACAACAGGGCUAUUGGGAAUCUGAAGGCUUUCCUGUGAAGAGUAUUGCAAAAAGACUAUUUUGGUACCUACAAACUAUUUAUCUGAAUAUCCAGAGAUGAGCUAAACAGGGUAUAUUUGAAGUAUAUUUCUUACGACUCUCACAUUAGGUUUUAAACAUAAAAAAUUGCUAACAUUUAUUACUAAAACAGACUUACAUUUUGACAGUGCUACCAUUUUCUUAUGAAUCAGAGUUAAAUAAUGUAACUCAUUUCUUUUUCACCCAUUUUAGCACUUUCAUGAAAUCAAAGUGUCUCACCUGAACGCAUAUGACAUCUGACAUAACAGUUAACGAUACACAUCAAUCUUUAUUCCCAGCACAUGAAUAUUCCGGGGUUCUUUAUUAGCUAAUUCCGAGUAGCUUUACUCAAUAUUACAACAAAAUUGUCAACAUGUACCAGUUCUCAUCACAACCUGAGCUAAUUUAAUGGAGGUGGCGUGCUAUGAAUAUUCAUAACAUUCUUUAUUGUAACUACAAUGGUAAAUAAAUUAGCAGUUGUACAAAAGUUAAAUGUUUGGCAAAAAGCUUCGGGUAUAUUACAAAAAUAAUGCUGGGCAACAAUGCUGAUUGAUAAAUAGAUGCAUAUUCAAUUGUCUGCAUAUAUACAAAUAAAAGAGAUGAUUUCAGGA
Messenger RNA from Acanthaster planci (crown-of-thorns starfish), 6031 nucleotides. Its product is annotated as glutamate receptor ionotropic, NMDA 1-like. Gene Ontology annotation, biological process: monoatomic ion transport. The record is from RefSeq and is a predicted model, not a curated record. Gene Ontology annotation, molecular function: signaling receptor activity; ligand-gated monoatomic ion channel activity. NCBI's taxonomy places the organism in Eukaryota, Metazoa, Echinodermata, Asteroidea, Valvatida, Acanthasteridae. Gene Ontology annotation, cellular component: membrane.